AAGAAACAGUCAGACCGUUAGACCUGGCAUUUGAGAGGAAGCUUCUUUAGCAACGCCAAUGGAGUCAGUCAGUCCUGUCACAUACCUGAGUUAUUGGUGGACCAAUCUUGCCUGGAGCAGCUUGUUAUAGUGUUCAGGGGUCUUGUGUGUGUGGGGUUUGAUUGUGUCGGAAGGAUUGCACCCCUUUUUGAUCACCAAGCAGGUUCUGGUAUCUUUUUGGAAGCCGUCUCUCUUGGCUUUCGCAUGGCGAGCCUGUCACUUCCGAGUUUCUGCUCAAGGCUCCGAAUCGCCCGAAAGCAAAGCGAGUCUCCUCGAAUCGCUCAUCAGACAUGGCUCGCCGUGGUGCAUCCGUCUUGAUCGCCCUCGCCUUCGGCCUCUUCGCCUCGCAGGCGUUCGUGUCGCCCGCCAAGGGCGCGCCAGAGGUGGAUGCACGAGUCUUGGGCGCCACCUUCGCUGGCCUUGCCCCCUUGGCCCUGGAGCAGCCAGCCAAUGCCUAUGACAGCGUCGUGGCCAUGCUGCAGAGCUGGUUGGUAGGUGGCAUUGCAUUGGUCUUGAUCUAUGGAGCCGCCUUUGUGGCAGCCCUGGCCAAUCCUCUCACCAAGAGGCGCACGGAGGUCAAAGCCGAGGUGGAUGCCAUGAAGAGGGCCUGAGGCAGCGCCAUCAGCAAGUGAGGGGCUUUUUGAUCUGUCUCAACCAGUGCCCAUUGAACAGAAAAGGAUGGGUGUGCCCGAAAAUGCCCAGUCCAGACUCGAGGAGUGGGCCAUUGGAAUGGCCGGAAGUCGGGUCAGGACAAGACUGCCGCCAUUGCUGGUGCCUCAUCAGACCUACCUGCAACACCAAUCAAUCCCGAU
Messenger RNA from Durusdinium trenchii, 851 nucleotides. The record is from the annotation of a GenBank genome assembly. NCBI's taxonomy places the organism in Eukaryota, Dinophyceae, Suessiales, Symbiodiniaceae.